CCGGGGCACGCGGCGGCGGCCCGCAAUGAGCUCGGAGCGGGGGAACGUGUCCCGCACGCGGCCCCAGCGGUACCAGAACGCGCACGCCUUCAAGAAUGACAAGUACGACACCAGCGCUCGGUGCAAGAAAAUAAAUGCUAAGCUUCAUGAUGGAGUGUGUCAGCAUUGCAAAGGUAUCUUGGAGUGGCGAGUAAAAUUCAGAAAGUACAAGCUACUGACAAAACCUAAAAAAUGUGUGAAAUGCCUCCAGAAGACUGUAAAAGAUCCUUAUCAUAUUAUUUGUCGACCAUGUGCUGGUAAACUAGAAAUCUGUGCUAAGUGUGGGAAACAAGAAGAAAUAGUGAUUCCGAUUGAUAAAGGACAAGACAGAACUGACAGUGAGACUUCUAAAAAUGACCAAGAGAGCAGUAAAUUGAAGGAUGAGCUGGAUUUUGAUACAAAUUUCACUAGUGCAGACAGUGAUGAAGAUUCUGAUGCGCUUGAAGAACAAUUUAAAAGUAUGAAUUUUGAAAAAACAGAGAUCUAAAAAGCUGUGUUUAUGGAAGAGUUUAUAUGCCAUCAAAUAUGGUAAACCAGUGCUUGCCCUUAAACUACUCCAAACCCUAAUUAGACAUCUAAGGUCCUUGUAUGUUAAUUUUGGCAUUGUCUAUGAUGAUGCAUGUGGGGAUUUGUAUUAAUACACAUUUUUAUGUAUUAGGAACAGAAUUUCUUUGAAAAUAUUCAGAAAAUAUUCAAUAUCCUAUCUGUAAGCAUAGUUAUUUAUUUCAUACAUAUAACAACUUCCUGUUUUUAUGGAAUAAAGUCUCUUUGUGUAAUUGUUCGAAAUUCAGUAUUAUGUGACCAUUUGAAGUGCUAUUGCUACCUGGAAACCUGCCUGAAAGUCUAGAGCAAACACGGAUAGGAAGAGCUAAAGCAGCUAUAACAGUUUUCUGAAGGAAGAACUUGCAGCAUUCUGUCAAUGAGUUUCCAAAUGGGAUCUUACCGUAGGCCAAGGUUUUAGUUCAUUUUUUUUCCCCACAAAAAAGAAACAAGUGUGUAAAUGCCAUCACCAGUACAGUUCAUGAGCAGUUAAAGCUUAUUUACCAUGUAUAAGUGCGCAUUACAGAUUUGUGACCUUGUUACUACCAAUAUUUUGUAAAGAAGAAACCUGCAGACUGUAGAAUUUCUCAUCACACUUUAGUUUCAUUUUCAGAAUUCAGAGAUUCAUCUGGAUCUGAUGUGAUAUGAAAAGACUUGCAUAGUGGAGUGAUGCAUAUAAAGUUACUCCCUUCCCAGUUUCUAUUCCAGUGUUGAUUAAGCUGUACAAAGAACUUAACUGAAGCUGCAGUAACUGUCUUUACAGGAUUUAGGAUGGUCUGAUUUCUUUUGUCUUCCUACUCUUGACAUUUAACUAACAGUAUAUAUAUACAUUAACCUGUGACAAUAUGAUAUGCCACAUCUGCUUUGGUGCUUUGCCUGAUUUGCAAUACUGAGCAUGGAAAAACUUGAUUCUCAAACUACAUUUUUCAAAUGCUCUGUGAGGAAGUUCAGCUCUGAGGUUGUUGCCCAUCCCUGCCUUGGAAUGAAGGAAAUACUGAAACUUGAUUCUUUGGGUGCAGAUAGGCACCCGAUGUCUGUCCUGUCAAGCUGGAAAACACCAAGAAGUGUUCAGUGGCAGAAAAGGAGUUGUCAGGUGUGUUCAGAAGUGUUGGAUCUGAAGGUUAUCUGAAGGUUUCAUUGACAGAUAAGUCUUCCCAACAGGACAGCAAUGAUAUCUGACUUAGUGUCACAUCUGUUGUCCUGCCAGUUGACGUCAACAAUGGCAGAGUAAACAAGGAAUAUCCCAUGCACACACUGCAGAUGACCAGGUAGGAGGGUGCAUGGAAAGAAGUUAAUAAGUAAGAUGGAGUAAUAGCUUCAGAAAGGGUCUCUCUGUAGGAAGAACCAAAAUUGAAUUUGGCUUUUGAAAGUGCCAUACGUAUGGGAAAUGUUCAUCCAGUUGGAAAAAUUUAUAACGGCCUUGUUCUUUGUUGAAAGGUGAGAGGAAAUCCUGGAAUGAUAGGAAAGCAUGUGAUGGAACUGGCAGAAACUGGAUAAUGAGAAAAUAAGGGGAAGAAUUCUCUUCUCAUAGUGGUGACACAACCUGUCAGUACCAGGAGUGAGCAGAGUGACAGAGAUAAACAAUGUGUUGCAACACAGUACAAAAAUGUUUGUACAAUGGGAAAGUCUGUGAAGUCUUCAUGUCACACUCCUGAUACUCUGUUCAGAGCUGGUACUAUCGCUGAUGAAACUGUGCUCUGAGUGAGUACAGCUGCAGUGGUGGCUGGCUGGUAUUAGUCCAGCCUGCCUGCAGACAGUUUUGGUUCUGGCAAGCCUUCUGUCUUUGGUUGUAGCUGUGGAUGAAGGAUAUACUGCUGGAAAUAAUUUCUGCAACACCAUUUAACAUGGUGGUUGUGAGUCAGCUUAUAAAAU
Camarhynchus parvulus is the source of this 2451-nucleotide messenger RNA. It is a transcript of the gene CZH9orf85, whose product is annotated as chromosome Z C9orf85 homolog. The transcript is spliced from 4 exons. Lineage: Eukaryota; Metazoa; Chordata; Aves; Passeriformes; Thraupidae. The record is from RefSeq and is a predicted model, not a curated record. The coding region runs from base 26 to 526 and encodes 166 amino acids.